Nanorana parkeri is the source of this 1296-nucleotide messenger RNA. It is a transcript of the gene C2CD4C, whose product is annotated as C2 calcium dependent domain containing 4C. The transcript has a single exon. Bases 1 to 1296 code for a protein of 431 amino acids. NCBI's taxonomy places the organism in Eukaryota, Metazoa, Chordata, Amphibia, Anura, Dicroglossidae. The record is from RefSeq and is a predicted model, not a curated record.
AUGUGGCUUCUGGAGAGGAUUCGGGGCACAGUAGACCACAGCAGUGGCCGACAAACAGGAGAAGCUGGUGACAAACAGUCUAAAGGUGGAUCUUAUAGCAAUGUCCUGACCCCAGACAAAAUUCCAGAUUUUUUCAUCCCUCCAAAAUUGAUGCCAACUGAAGGGGGUGCAGCUGAAGGUGAAGGAGUUGCAUCAAAAACCAAUAUCGGAACCUCUGCUUCUGAGCAAAAUUUGUCGGGCCGAAAGCCACAGCGUAGCCCUCGUUUACCAACCAAAACUACUUCAGAAAGUCGAAACCUUGUGAAGGCUGCAAACCGUCAUAUCAUUCAGAUUGAAAGUGCUGAUGAGUGGGCAUCGGAAGAAGAUCUGGGUACUAAUGCAGAUCCACAAUCUCAAACUGCCAUGUCUCUCCCUUAUGUACCUAAAGCUCAGACAUCUUAUGGGUUUGUGACUCUUAUGGAGAGUCCACAUACACGACGAAAAGAAUCUCUCUUUCAUAGUGAGCAGGGCUCUCUUUCUCCAUGUCCAUCACAAUCCAGUUCUCCCAGUUCUCAGAGACGGAGUGCAACAGAAGGGGGAGGAGGGUCCCAGCUGAAUCCAUCAGACUUUGGAAUGUCCUUGAUGAAUCCCUACCGAUAUUUUAGUGGUGGUGAAAGUGAUACUUGCUCCUCUGCAGAGUCCUCACCUUUUAGCUCACCACUACUUUCCCGUUCUGUCUCCCUACUUAAGAUAUUUACCCCAGACACACAGUCAAAACUUAUGAAGCUCAAGCAUUCUGUUGCUAGAAACAGUUCACUUUCCACAGAUGAAUGCAGUUCAGCAGACACAAGCCCUAGCAUGCCGAGAAGAAGGGUACGAGGAGCCAAGGGUUCUGGUAUUGCUGGUCAACAAGGUACUUUGCCCUUGGACCUUUUACAGAAGGAACACAAUGUUAGCCUUAGUAAAGGAGGCAGUAUGAGACUGUCCGCAGAAUAUGACCCUUCCAAUGCCAGGCUCAGAGUUCGAUUAAUUGCUGCGGAACACCUCUUUGAUAAACUCUGUGAUCUAAAAGGUGUGAACUGCUGUGCGGUCCUCUAUCUUAACCCCGGUAAAGUUCACCGUCAGAGAAGCACCAUUAUAAAAAAUAGCCGAAACCCAGUUUUCAAUGAGGAUUUCUUCUUUGAUGGAUUGGUGGCUGGAAGUGUCAAAAAGAUGUCUCUUAAACUAAAAGUACUGAACAAGGGAAGCAGUCUUAAAAGGGACACAUUGCUUGGAGAAAAAGAGAUCCCACUAACAGCCUUGCUGCCCUUUCUCUGA